UUAAUUCCUUUUUUCAUAUCAAUAUUUUAAACUUUCUAUGAUUGUGUUAUUAAUAUUGUUCUCAUUAUUUGAUCUAAAGGGUACUUACUGAAGUAUAGACUCAUGUAGUCAGGGUUGUUUUCUUAUUCACGGACUCAUUUUUCCAAGAAUUAUUCCCUUGGACCUGUUCUGUGUUAGGUAGUCCUCUGUGUACUGUGGUGUAUAGUUAGGAGCUAGACAGGAGCUUGGUGAAGCUCUCUUGUAGGGAAGACCCACAGAGACUGUGUCUCAAUCAUGAAGGUAACAAAGGAAUAGGAGAGACAGAGGGGAAGGCCAUAUGUAAAGGAGUGUGAGUCCUCCCUAAAAAGGUAACAUUGGAACUGAGACGUGAAGGAUGGUGAGAAGGAGCCAGAUAAGUGAAGAGCUGGGGAAAGAGCAAGAGGGUGGUUGAAAGAGCAGUGUAAAACCCAGAAUGGGGGAUGUCCCAGUGCCAGGAAUGCAGCCAUGGUGUACUGAGGAAGUGGAAGAGGGUAAGAGAAGGUGAGGGUGGAAGGAAGUCUUUUAGGCAAUGGUCAGGGUUGAACUUUAUUCUGAGAGUAGGGGAAAGUCCCUAAAGUGUUUGAAGUAUGGAAAUGACGUCGACUUGUGAAAUUAGUUAAAAUUAUUUAAUCAAUUUCCCCUUUAGCAAUGAUGUACAUUGGGAAGCCGUUGCUGUUUUUAGGUAAGAAAUGAUGUGUUUUGGCCAGGGCAGCUGCAGUGGGAACAGAAAGAUGGAGACUGAAGUUGAAAAUAGAGACUCAAGUUCAUAGCUCAAGUUGAAGUAAGACUUGAUAAACUGGAUGUGAGAACUGAAGGAAAGGAGAAAUGGAAGAGUGCUGUAGAGCAGUGGUUUCUUCUGCACAUGAAAAUCACCUGGGAGGCUUAUUAAACCCUGAUGCCCAGUUUGUCCCUUAGACCAGUUAAACCAGAGGGUGAAGGGGCUGGGAGCCAUGCAGAAGUUCUGUAGAGCUCCCCAGCUGAUCCUACUGCACAGGUAAGGUGGGGAACCACUGAAUGCACUAUGGUUAACAACUGAAGCACUUGAAUGGAUGUGUUUAGAUCAUUGCAUUAAGAAGAUGGGUGGAGGACAGGUUGAGAAACCUAUUAGACAUGCAUAUGGAGUUUCAAGGAAGGGGCUGGAUAAGGGAAUCUAUUCAAAAGAGAAGUUUUCUGGAGAUGCAAAUGUAAAAGUUCCCACCAGGAAGACUGUAUUUAACGUCACAGGGUGGGACAAGCUCUUCUAAAGAAUGGAGAAUAGAAGAGCUGUGAACUCUGCCCUGACAUCUAAAGGUCAGAUGAAAGAAGAGCCAGCAAAGAAGACUGAAAGGGGCCCAGUGAGGUAGGAAGAAAGCCAGAGGAGCAGAGUGUUCUAGAAGCUGAGAAGCAGUUGUGUCAGGGAGGUGGUGGUCAGUGGCAUCAAACACUGCUGAGCCACCAAGCCCAAGAAGUGUUCAUUGUAAUCCACAGCAGGUGAUGUUUACUCUGAACAGCGUCAUUGGAGUAAUAGAAAUGGAUGUCCAAUGUUUGUUCUAGAGGAUCUGAAGCACAAAGGUACCUUGAAUAAGAAAUGCAAUGGCACAUCUGGAUUCUGAAGUGAAAGAAGAAUGUCUGAGGGAAGACCUGAGGUUUUACUUCAUGAACCCCUGUGAGAAGUACCGGGCCAGACACCAGAUUCCAUGGAAACUGGGUUUGCAGAUUUUGAAGAUAGUCAUGGUUACUGCACAGCUUGUUCGUUUUGGUUUAGGUAACCAAUUGGUGGUUGCUUUCAAAGAAGAUAACACUGUUGCUUUUAAGCACUUGUUUUUGAAAGGAUAUUCUGGAAUAGAUGAAGAUGACUACAGUUGCAGUGUAUAUACUCAAAAGGACGCCUAUGAGAGCAUCUUUUUUGUUAUUCAUCAGUAUCAUCGUCUAAAGAACAUUUCCCUGGCGACCCUUGACUAUGGAGAAAAUGAAGACAACAGAAUUGGCUUAAAAAUCUGUAAGCAGCAUUACAAGAAAGGGACCAUGCCUUCUUCUAAUGAGACCCUGAACAUUGAUAGCGACAUUGAGACAGACUGCACUAACUUGGACCUUCAGACACUCGACAAGGACCCUCAGGACUGGAUGCAGUCCCCGUUCUUCAGUCUGGAAUUCUAUCGGCUCUUACAAGUUGACAUCUCCUUUCACCUUAAAGGCAUUGACCUACAGACGAUUCAUUCCCGUGAGUUACCCGACUGUUACAUCUUCCGGAACACGAUCACCUUCAAUAAUAAAGCACACAGUGGCAAAAUCAAAAUCUAUUUUGACAGUGACGCUGAUAUUGAAGAAUGUAAAGACCUGAACAUAUCUGGCUCUAUUCAGAAAAACACUCAGUAUGUCCUGGUGUUUGAUGCAUUUGUCAUUGUGAUUUGCCUGGCCUCCCUCAUCCUGUGCACAAGGUCUGUUGUUCUUGCUCUCCAAUUACGAAAGAGAUUUCUAAAUUUCUUCCUGGAGAAGCACAAGCGACGUGUGUGUGACGCUGACCAGUGGGAGUUCAUCAAUGGAUGGUACGUCCUGGUGAUUAUCAGCGACCUAAUGACAAUCAUUGGAUCCAUAUUAAAAAUGGAAAUCAAAGCAAAGAAUCUCACAAAUUAUGACCUGUGCAGCAUUUUGCUUGGGACAUCUACACUCUUCGUUUGGGUUGGUGUCAUCAGAUACCUGGGGUAUUUCCAAGCAUAUAACGUGCUCAUUUUAACAAUGCAAGCCUCACUGCCCAAAGUUCUCCGGUUCUGUGCUUGUGCUGGCAUGAUCUAUCUGGGUUACACCUUCUGUGGCUGGAUUGUCUUGGGCCCAUAUCAUGAGAAGUUUGAAAACCUGAACAUAGUCGCCGAGUGCCUGUUUUCCCUGGUCAACGGAGACGACAUGUUUGCAACCUUUGCUCAAAUCCAGCAGAAGAGCAUCUUGGUGUGGCUAUUCAGCCGUCUGUACUUGUAUUCCUUCAUCAGCCUUUUUAUAUACAUGAUUCUCAGCCUUUUUAUUGCACUUAUUACGGAUUCUUAUGACACCAUUAAAAAAUACCAGCAGAAUGGAUUUCCUGAAACGGAUCUGCAGGAAUUCCUGAAGGAAUGUAGCAGCAAAGAGGAGUAUCAGAAAGAGUCCUUGGCCUUCCUGUCCAGUGUCUGCUGUCUGAGGAGGAAAGGAAGUGAUGACCACCUGAUACUUAUUAACUAAAGUCCUGCUAAAGAACUAAGUGUCAGGCCUCCUUUUCCAGCAGCAAUGCUAAUAGACCCCAGAUUAUCCUGGACCAGUAAUUCCUAAAGGAUUGUCUUAUUUAAUUGUGGAUUGGGAAAGAAGAGCGACAGUCAGCUGGCUGACCAUGACCGAAGUUCCAAACUUUAUAUAAAAAGUUGGAGGGUGAAGAAUAGACCACGGGCUGCUACUGGGCAUCAGUGCAAUUAAGCAGUGAUAAUGAAAUUCUCUACUGCUCUCUUAAUUUAUGACAUGAUGCUGUUGGGAUGGAAAAAAAAUCCCUUUUUAGACUGUACAAAACAAUGAUGUUGAAAGCCAUGUAUUUAAAUGUGUGUGUUUAUUGUCAGAUAAGGAUUUGUAUUAAUAGUGAUUAUUAAGUUCAAAGACAUAUGUUAAUUCAUGGUCUGCACAGAAAUAUAGUUGGAUGCAAUACCAAAUUAAGACUCUGUGCUGGAGAACUAUUAAACCAUAUUGAGAUCACACUCCAUUCAACAGAAAGACCUGCAAUAGACAAUUCUUUUUUUUUUUUUUUUUUUGGUGUAGGAUCCAUUUUAUUUUUUUUAUUUUUUUUUUUUAAUUUUUUAUUGUUGGCUGUUCAAAACAUUACAUAGUUCUUGAUAUAUCAUAUUUCACAAUUUGAUUCAAGUGGGUUAUGAGCUCCCAUUUUUACCCCAUAUACAGAUUGCAGCAUCACAUCAGUUACACAUCCAUUGAUUUACAUAUUGCCAUACUAGUGUCUGUUGUAUUCUGCUGCCUUUCCUAUCCUCUACUAUCCCCCCUCCCCUCCCCUCCCCUCCCCUCCCCUCCCCUCUUCUCUCUCUGCUCCCUCUACUGACAUUCGUUUGUCCCCCUCAUAUUAUUUUUCCCCUUCCCCUCACUUCCUCUUGUAUGUACUUUUGUAUAACUCUGAGGGUCUCCUUCCAUUUCCAUGCAUUUUCCCUUCUCUCUCCCUUUCCCUCCCACCUCUCAUCCCUGUUUAAUGUUAAUCUUCUUCUCAUGCUCUUCGACCCUACUCUGUUCUUAGUUACUCUCCUUAUAUCAAAGAAGACAUUUGGCAUUUGUUUUUUAGGGAUUGGCUAGCUUCACUUAGCAUAAUCUGCUCUAAUGCCAUCCAUUUCCCUGUAAAUUCUAUGAUUUUGUCAUUUUUUAAUGCAGAGUAAUACUCCAUUGUGUAUAAAUGCCACAUUUUUUUUAUCCAUUCAUCCAUUGAAGGGCAUCUAGGUUGGUUCCACAGUCUAGCUAUUGUGAAUUGUGCUGCUAUGAACAUGGAUGUAGCAGUGUCCCUGUAGCAUGCUCUUUUUAGGUCUUUAGGGAAUAGACCGAGAAGGGGAAUAGCUGGGUCAAAUGGUGGCUCCAUUCCCAGCUUUCCAAGAAAUCUCCAUACUGCUUUCCAAAUUGGCUGCACCAAUUUGCAGUCCCACCAGCAAUUCUUGAUCUAUUUUCUUGCAAGUUUUCUUCUUCAACAUGUUUUAAGUGACUUUUGGCGUAGUCAAUCAGAUGAAUUGGAAACAGAACAUGAGGAUACCUCGUCACUUGUGCUAAUUCCUGAUUGUGCACACAUGACAUGUGGCAGUGAACUGUAGCAAUGGUCACUCAUUUUAACAAUUGCUCUCCACUGUGGUGGAGACUUCAGCUUUGUUAAGCAAGGAAAUACGGUAUAUUUUUCCUUAAAUAAAUUUAUUUUUAUUGUACCAUA
Messenger RNA from Marmota monax (woodchuck), 4921 nucleotides. RefSeq names its product mucolipin TRP cation channel 2 (gene Mcoln2). Gene Ontology annotation, cellular component: plasma membrane; lysosomal membrane. Gene Ontology annotation, molecular function: NAADP-sensitive calcium-release channel activity. NCBI's taxonomy places the organism in Eukaryota, Metazoa, Chordata, Mammalia, Rodentia, Sciuridae. The record is from RefSeq and is a predicted model, not a curated record. Bases 1591 to 3207 code for a protein of 538 amino acids. The transcript has 14 exons.